AUUUCCCGGUACGGAAAACGUGAAAUAUAUCACAGCUGCAAAAAGCUGACCCGAGUUCCACGGUGGAAAAUUGCAAGUCUUAUCAGAAAAAGCUGGCGAGCUCUAACCAUCAUGUAUUCUUAUCAGAACGAAUUUCAAGGCAUUGAAAAGAAAAAUGAUUUGUCGCUGCACGCACGUGCAGUCUUGCACGCCUUUCUGUCCGGUUUCAAAUUCUCUAAGGAUAAAUUUCGAGUCGACGCGGAAGAAGUUGGAGAUGUCUCCGUGAGGAAGUUUGAUGGGCAUCUUGAUUUAUAUGAUAAAGGUGACGUCGAUUAAACUUCACUUAAUUUAAUCAAUUCAAUCGGCGGAAUGCUUUUGACCGUAUAAUUCGUUGUUCUCAAUAAAUUGGAACAAUAAUCGGCCUUAAAAAAUAUCAUUUAAUAAGUUAACCACUAAUUAAGUUAAUCAGAAUUUAUAAUC
This is a messenger RNA of Monomorium pharaonis (pharaoh ant), 459 nucleotides long. RefSeq lists its product as uncharacterized. The record is from RefSeq and is a predicted model, not a curated record. The transcript has 2 exons. The annotation marks the transcript as partial. NCBI's taxonomy places the organism in Eukaryota, Metazoa, Arthropoda, Insecta, Hymenoptera, Formicidae.